Monopterus albus (swamp eel) is the source of this 2186-nucleotide messenger RNA. RefSeq names its product cyclin E2 (gene ccne2). The record is from RefSeq and is a predicted model, not a curated record. The transcript has 12 exons. The coding region runs from base 459 to 1643 and encodes 394 amino acids. Lineage: Eukaryota; Metazoa; Chordata; Actinopteri; Synbranchiformes; Synbranchidae.
AAAAUGAUAAAACUGCGUAAAAAGAGAAAAUGACCGCAAGUUUCUACGUGUAGGUGAUUUUUGUGCGUCUACCGAGUCCUUAAAGUUUAACCGGAACGUACAGGAAGCGGGAUUUCCAUCAAAAACCCUUCCCGCGACUCCGUGUCCGUUAGAAAUGAAAGUAGGCUCCGUUUAAACACGGUAAAUAACCCGUUGACACGCACUCUCGUGCUCGUAAUAACAAUUUUAACACAGAGCAGAAUACAUCCUCUCCACGAAACACUUGAGUGUUGUUCCACUGUGAAAAUCUCACUUCAAAUUUAAACAUUUAGCGGGUUUCUGUGAACCGGGAACGUGCAUGCGCACUGGUGGCAGCAGGCAGAUGCGGAUAUAAGGAUUGGCGCCGGCGCCACAGCUGAUGUAUUCAUUCAUUCUUCACUGAGGAGCUGAGCCAUAAAUAAAUAACUACAGUCGACACCAUGUCCAGGCGCAGCAGUCGCAUCACGCUUCAUGCCAGAGACUCAAACACACCUGAGUCGCUUGUCAGAGUGCCACUGAGGAAAAGAAAAUCAGAGCCUUUGAAUAAGCAACAACCUGCUACCAAGAAACAAAGCUAUGAAAUACAGAAGUGUUGGUUGGAGGAUGGAGCGACUCCAUGCGUACUGGUUGAAACUCCCCACAAAGAGCUGGAGCCCGCAGACCCAUCCAACUUCAAACAGUACAGAUUCAAGAACCUCUUCAUCCAGGCCUCCCCCAUUCCCCGCCUCAGCUGGGCCAGUUCAGAUGAUGUGUGGAUCAAAAUGCUCAACAAGGAGCUGAAGUACGUCCAUGAUAAGAGCUACCUGCAGCGGCACCCCAGGCUGCAGCCCAAGAUGAGGGCCAUUCUGCUGGACUGGCUGUUCGAGGUGAGUGAGGUUUACAGCCUCCACCGGCAGACGGCCUACCUCGCUCAGGACUACUUUGACCGCUUCAUGCUGACCCAGAAGGAUGUCGGCAAAGACUACCUGCAGCUCAUUGGCAUCACUGCGCUCUUCAUCGCCUCCAAAAUAGAGGAAAUCUACCCUCCUAAAAUCUGCGAGUUUGCCUACGUCACAGAUGGAGCCUGCGAUAUGUGGGACAUCCAGCGCACAGAGCUUCACAUACUGAAGGCGUUGGAUUGGAACCUGCAUCCAGAGACGUCCAUCUCCUGGUUGAAGCUGUAUGCUCAGGUCGAAGCCCAGAAGGAAGCAGAGAACUUCCUGGUGCCACAGUUCUCACAAGAGACGUACAUCCAGAUCACACAGCUGCUGGACCUGUGUAUGAUGGAUAUCGGCUCAUUGGACUACAGCUACAGUGUUCUGGCUGCAGCUGCUUUCUGCCACUUCUUCACCUUUGAUGACCUCCACAAAGUCUCAGGUCUGACGUGGGACAGCGUGGAUCUCUGUGUGCGGUGGAUGACACCUUUCAUGGACACGCUGCGAUCUGAAGCCACACCUCAGCUCAAGAACUUCCCCAAAGUCAAAGACGAUGACAGACACAACAUCCAGACACACGUGGCUUAUCUGGACCUGCUGAGAAAAGCUCAGGAGCGUCAAAUCGACAGCACUGACUGUCAGAUGUCACCAGUGGCCGUGGGAUCACUCCUGACUCCACCCAGCAGCACAGAGAAAUCAGCCAAUCCCUGAGCAGGACAUGACCAGUGACUUGGACACUACCUCUCCUGAUGGCUGACCUCUGACACCUCAGCAAAACGUCCUGUAGCAUGUUUGAAUUUUGUUUUUAACACUAAGUUCAGCUGUAAUGAGAAGUGUGAGCACGGAGACUGAGGAAGUUAAGUCAACGCUUUUGUUUGUUUAACAAUUUACUGAUAAACCAUUCAGAAGUUUGGUCCGACUCAGACAUCCACUGGUGACAAGUGGAGAAGCUGCCAGGAAACCUUAGUUUUUAACAGUUUUGAAUUGAGAGGAAACAGAAUUCUGCAGCUACCAGGACUGAGAGUUUUACUGGUGCUAGUCUGUGGAAACUGCAAUGCUUUCAAAUGGUGCUUCAGUCAAAUUCUCAGGAAGACGGAGAGGGCGAAAUCCGAUUGUCUGCUUUUUAUUCCUCUGAACUGGGGGGUUUACUGUGUUUUAAAUUACCAUAUGUCUGAACUCCUUGGAAAUCUCUAGACAAGCAGGCUAAUAUUGAUGGCGUCAGACAGGACGUCUGCUCUGUAGCCACAGGAAUCA